This is a messenger RNA of Dovyalis caffra, 1362 nucleotides long. NCBI's taxonomy places the organism in Eukaryota, Viridiplantae, Streptophyta, Magnoliopsida, Malpighiales, Salicaceae. The record is from the annotation of a GenBank genome assembly.
AUGCGCGUGAUUGUUACCGCCGAACCUUCUAGAACUGAGAAGAUAGAAGACUCUAGUAGUAAAAUUGGAACUGAAUUACUAUGCGUGGUUCGGGCGGUGUUGAAGAAGAUAAAACGGAGAGUUUUGGUUGGUGAUAAGGUGGUGGUUGGGUCAGUUGAUUGGGUAGAUAGAAGAGGAAUGAUUGAGAAUGUUUUUCAACGGACUUCGGAGAUUUUAGACCCUCCUGUCGCGAAUGUGGAUCAUUUGCUGGUUUUAUUUUCGCUUGAGCAACCACGGUUGGAACCAUUUGUGUUGACUAGGUUUUUGAUUGAGGCUGAAUCUACUGGGAUUCCGUUAACGCUUGCGUUGAACAAAGUAGAACUUGUUGAUCGAGAGAUGUUGAGCGAUUGGAACAUUAGGUUGAGAAGUUGGGGUUAUGAGCCGCUCUUUUGUAGUGUUGAUUCGAAAAUGGGGCUUGAUACUUUGGCUUCUGUUUUGAGAGAUCAAACGACAGUGAUUGUGGGUCCAAGUGGAGUUGGGAAAUCUAGCUUGAUUAAUGUUUUGAGAAAUAAACCCAAUUCUCAUGGUGAAGCAGAUAAUUGGUUUGACCCUAUAAUGGGUAGCAAGUGGUUCGAAGAUCAGCGUGUCGGGGAAGUUUCGACUAGAAGUGGUAGAGGGAAGCACACUACACGAAAUGUUUCUUUGCUUCCACUUGGUGAGGGAGGUUAUCUGGCUGAUACUCCUGGGUUUAGCCAGCCUAGUUUGUUGAAAGUAACAAAGCAAUCUCUUGCACAGUAUUUUCCCGAGAUAAGGCAAAUGCUUAUUGACAAUGAACCGGCUAAAUGCGCAUUCAAUGAUUGCUUGCAUGUUGGUGAACCUGGGUGUAUAGUGAAAGGGGAUUGGGAAAGGUAUCCCUUGUAUUUCCAGCUUCUUGAUGAGAUCAGAAUCAGAGAGGAAUUUCAGUUAAGGACAUUUGGAACCAAAAGGGAGGAUGACGUAAGAACCAUCACUUAUGAGAGAAGGAAAAUAGCUGGUUUAGCAUCUUUUGCCACUUGGACAUUAAUGCGUAAAGAGAAAAUCAUGACAAUGGGAAUCACUGAGAUAAUAGAAUCUGAAUCUGGUAUAGGUUUCCCCAAGGUUAUAACAAAAAAUCUUCCAUAUUCUUCUCAUGUUUCAUCUGUACCUUUUCAGGUGUACAAGGUUGGUGACAUGGGUGUCCGGCAAGCAGAACCACGUUUGGAGCCCAAGAAGCAUAGAAGACAGUCUCGCAAAAGGAUUAACCAAUCAAUACUAGAUGAGUUGAAUGAACUUGAUGAGGACGAAGAUUUAUUGAAUGAUGAAAAUGAUCCUAUCUUGAGGGCAUACAAGGAUGAAAAUAGUUAG